This is a messenger RNA of Lucilia cuprina (Australian sheep blowfly), 1266 nucleotides long. Its product is annotated as elongation of very long chain fatty acids protein 7-like. The coding region runs from base 152 to 973 and encodes 273 amino acids. The record is from RefSeq and is a predicted model, not a curated record. The transcript has 5 exons. Gene Ontology annotation, cellular component: endoplasmic reticulum membrane. Gene Ontology annotation, molecular function: fatty acid elongase activity. Lineage: Eukaryota; Metazoa; Arthropoda; Insecta; Diptera; Calliphoridae. Gene Ontology annotation, biological process: very long-chain fatty acid biosynthetic process; fatty acid elongation, monounsaturated fatty acid; fatty acid elongation, saturated fatty acid.
ACAUUAAACAUCAAAACCAGCCACAGUUUUAAGUCGGCUGCAUUAGUUAAACGUACUUCUUGGUAUCAGUGUUGAUUGCGGAAAAUUGAAAAUAAAUAAAAAUAAACACAUUUAGUGUUUUAGUAGUGUUAUCGAGAGUACGACAAUAAAGAUGGUAUUGAUUUUGAAAAUAGUUUGGAAUGUUAUGGUGGAUCAUUUCAAUAGUAUCGGCAAAGAUCCACGCACAAAUCAUCUGCCUUUAACACAAAGCUAUUCACAGCUUUUAUUUAUCGUUGGAGUAUAUGUAUUGGUCGUGUUAAAAAUUGGUCCAAUGUUUAUGAGCAAGCGAAAGCCGUAUAAUAUUAAAUCGAUUAUACAAGUUUACAAUAUUUUCCAGAUCUUAAUGAAUUUAUAUAUUUAUUAUGGUUUGACGAAACAUUUUGUAUUCAGUCCAAACUACAGUUGGACAUGUAUGAAGUAUGAUAAAACGGACACAAGCCCUGAUGUUCUGGGUUUAGCUAAAUUUAUUUAUUUAUAUUAUAUAAAUAAAAUAUUGGACUUCUUAGAUACUAUAUUUUUCGUUUUACGAAAAAAGUUUAAUCAGAUAUCGUUUUUACAUGUAUAUCAUCAUGCCAUUAUGGCAUGGGGAGGUUUUAUUUAUAUGAAUAGAUUUUUUGGAUCACAAUUUACAGUUGUCGGUCAUGUGAACAGCUUAGUGCAUGUGCUGAUGUACACGUAUUACUUCCUAUCGGCACUUGAUAUAAAACUAAAUAUGGAUUCUUGGAAACCUUAUAUGACAAAAAUACAAAUUAUACAAUUUUUUUAUUUUGCCAUCAAGUUUUUUGUAACUAUUGUCAGGAACGGACAAUGCGGCUUACCUUAUGAGUGGUUGGGUACGCUGUUCAUUCAGAAUCUAUUCAUGACGGCCAUGUUCUCGCAUUUCUAUUGGAAAAACUACAUUGUAAAAGAAAGACAAAGGAAACUGAAGAAUUAAUCUUCCUCAAAUAAAGAGCAUUCAUGUGUGAAAUUAAUAAACGUUAACUGUAACUAUGUAUAUCUACCCACAACACUUCACUCUAAUUGUUUAUGUUCAACACUUUUCAUACAUUUCAAAUUAUUGUAAAUAUUUUAAAAUUUGUAAAAAAAGAGAAUUCUAAAUUAAACAAAAAUCCAGCCUUCUGCUACUUCAAUAGAAUAUUUAAUGUAAUAUAUGUAUUCUUGUGAUUCAAAAUAAAAUUCUAUGUCUGACUUGGGUAAGGUUAAAUAUAGAUGUGGCAUUCGUGCGUA